This is a messenger RNA of Biomphalaria glabrata, 2597 nucleotides long. RefSeq lists its product as uncharacterized. NCBI's taxonomy places the organism in Eukaryota, Metazoa, Mollusca, Gastropoda, Planorbidae. Gene Ontology annotation, biological process: regulation of cell cycle. Bases 147 to 674 code for a protein of 175 amino acids. The transcript has 6 exons. Gene Ontology annotation, cellular component: nucleus; cytoplasm. The record is from RefSeq and is a predicted model, not a curated record.
AGACUUGAACUCUUCAUUAACAAACGAAACUCAGAUCGUUGCGGUCUAUACUGUAUUCAGUUUUUGUGUUACGAAAUAAUUUCUUUGUGUGAUUAAGUGUUCUGUGUGUUUUUUUCUAACUCCUCCAACGGUUUCGUUUUAAAAUCAUGACCCUCACAGACGUACUGCAAGCUAUUUUCACGGAUAGAUCUACAUCUGAAUUUAUGGAAAAAUCACCAGAGUCGACCAUGUGUGAACUUGUGACCAGCGCUAUAACUCAGGCUGCUCGCGAGGGCCGACUGACGCAUGGACUUAAUGACUGCGUCGACGCACUUAGCAGAAAGCCAAAUGAUGUUGUGAUAUGUAUCUUGCCUGUUGAUACCACAUCUAGUCAUGUCAACUUGGACAUUCAAAUGUUGCUCAUAGAAUCAGUUUGUGUGGAAUAUGAUAUUCUCAUUUUGAAGGUGGACAUCAAUGAGAUUCACUCAGAACUCAGUCACUGUACUGACCUGGCUCAGGUUGGGAUGGCUACUUUAAUGAACAGAAAUGAGAAUGUUCCCUCAGAGCUUGACUGCUUUUUGAUUCAGCAUGGAGAUGAUGGCCUCAGUUUUAGUGAGAAAAAACUUCUUUCAAUGUUUCAUAAUGUUUGGAGUGACAGCUCAGAGAUCAAAGACUUUGAAGAUUUACCUGGUUGAUCCAGUCUAUGUACCUGUAUGACUAAUUAAGACCGCAGGCUGUCCCAAACCCUGCAUUGACAAGGUCUCUUAUGCAAGACAUUCCUGAGCUGUACUCCAGACACAGGUUCAACUCAUCAUCUGUUGCCAUCAGGCUACUUCCCAAAAUGUAGCCACCAAGUUUAUGUGUGUGUACACACGUGAACCUACACACGUGAACCAUUUUCACUGUGGACGACAGGACAUUAUGAGCCCUAAGAUCCUUGAAUCACUCUUAUUGCAACUAUAAGAAAUUGCUGCAGUCAGACAGUGGAUUAUGCAUCACCCCCUGGACUCGUACAACACUUAGGUGUAAUUGCAGUAAUUGCAUCUCAGAAACAGCCACACACUGGUGUCAUGUUUUCAUUUUGUGUUGGGACAGUUGUUACCAUUGAACAUUAUUUCAGACAUUAUGGAUUGUUAGUGGAUAUAGUACCUUUUAAUUCUUGUAGCAUUCCAAGAAUGGACCAAUGUAAAUUGGAAUUUUUUUUUUUUGUUUGACAUUUGUGUUUGUUUGAGAACUAAAUGGGACGUUAGUUUGAAUAUCCUGUUAGCAGUGAACUCAAAUGUUCCAGGAUGUGUUCUAGUCAGAGUUAUGUUUUGCCAAGCAUACAACAGGAUAUGGAAUUUGUGGAAUUACUGAAGGAAGUGGCCAUGUAUAUUUAUGAUAGGAAGAUAGUUUCCUCUUAGCUGAUAUCAAUCAUUUACAAGAAAAGCAAGUGCAUACACAACUUUUAGGUUCCUUUGUUUAAAGUAUGUGUCCAACUUUGACCCCUGACCUGCAUUCCUUGGUAGAUAAAGAAAAACUGGGUCAUGUCACAUGACCUCAAGUGUCACAACCUAGAAGUAUUAUUUCUAGCAGAAAAUAGUGGUUGGAAAAGGAGGGGGGUGGGUAGAUGUAACUUGUAGGCAGUCAUGUGAGUGACCUGUGUGGAUUAGUUUUACUCACAGUGGCACUUCUUAGUCCAAUGUGACUUCCAAGUCAUGUGAUGUGUUGCCCUUAGUCCAAUGUGACUUCCAAGUCAUGUGAUGUGUUGCCAACACACAUGGUUCCCAGAAAAUAUUUGCUUAGAUCAACUUUGGUCAUAACAUAAUGAGAUGUCUAUAGGGUCCUAGUAGAAACAUUUGAACACAAGAAUAUGUUGAAUGACAGAUGCUACAAAACUUUUAUAAAUACUUUUUUAAUAUUUCUGUUGCAAAAAGUCAUUUUAUACAUUUUUUCCAGACUUAAAGAAGAAGAAUGAAAAGUUGUAAAUGAUUUAUAAUGGAAAAUGUUUUUAAUCAGAAUUUUAUUGUCAUUUUUUUAAAUAAUACCAUUAGUUUUGUUUUCCCUCCUUUGUAUGUACCUUCCCAUAAAUUCAGCAACAUGUUAUUAGUUAUGUAAUAAGUGAGGUUAUUGGUUGACUCUAAUGAAACAACUUUAUUAUUAAACACUCAUAAGAUAUUUUAUACUGUCAGCAAUUUUUUCCUGGUCUUGUUUAUUUUGAUGAGUCAUUGGCCAGGGAGUAGGUCUCCAUCCAGCUAUUUGCUCCAAGUCAUUGGCCACAUCUCACCCCCCUUCUCUCUGUCUAUCCAAGAUAUCUUAUGUGACACACUCUGUUACCAGGUACUAUCUCUUGGUUUCAAGUCUGCUCCAAAACACACACACACACAGUGUAGUCACCUUGUGACAGUGACCAACCAGCCAGAGCUCUAAACUAUGUGAUGCAAUGAGGCCAUGCUAAGAUCUAUUUAGGAUUAACCACAUGAAACAUUGCAUGUGACAGUUUUGAAGUAUAGAUUUUAAAUUCAUUGGAUAUUGUAUCUACAUUCAAUAAAAUUAUUUGAUGUAUGUUCAUUCAAUGCAGUUUGAUUUAUUUUUUGUUUUAAAUAAAAGACCUAUUAAAGAACACAAAAGUUUUUAAA